Ambispora gerdemannii is the source of this 234-nucleotide messenger RNA. NCBI's taxonomy places the organism in Eukaryota, Fungi, Glomeromycota, Glomeromycetes, Archaeosporales, Ambisporaceae. The record is from the annotation of a GenBank genome assembly.
AUGAUUGGUGAUGCUGGUGAUGUCGAUAAUGUUGGUAAUAAUAUCAGUGAAUUUGAUGUUAAUGGUGGUGGUUUUCGUGAUGAUGAUGGUGGUGGUGAUAAUGAUGAUGUUAACGAUGAUAAUAUUUUUCUUCUUCUGAAUGUUUUGGAUGGUGCAGAUAGCCAACAGUUGAAUUAUAAUUCAGUUUCCAGUAAUGAUGAUUGUAAUAAAGAUAAUGAGUUAAUCAAAUGUUGA